AUGUCUGAUCCGAAUGGUGCUGGGGACGGAGCAGGAGAUGCUGCUUCGGUUUUCGACGCCAAACUGGAAGAAGAACAGUGCCGUGCUGGCAGCAUCGUUCUAUUCAGAAGGGCUCGCACGCAGGUAAAAUUUUCGUCGAGCAGUGAUGAAUCUGAAGCAGCAGAGGUGUUUCCACGAGAGACAUGUAAGAAACUGCGCGCGCAGGUGCGCGCCCUCAGCACCGAGAACUGCCAACUACGUCGCAGCGUCGAGCAGCUGCGUCACCACGCCAGCGCGCCGGCCACCGCUGCUCCCACCAGGGGCAGCAAGAGGGCGGAGCCGCCGCGGCUCGCGUCUGAGGUGGCGGCCGCGCAGGUCAGCGAGCUGAGCCGCCGGCUGCGCGACAUGUGCGCAGAGCUCGAGGCCACCAGGAACCGCCAGCGCGCCGCCGAGGACAAGGUGUCGUCGCUGACAGCGGAGGUGGAGCGCUUGCGGUGCGCCCCGCCCCCGCCGACGCCGGCGGCGGCAGCGGAGGGCGAGGGCGCGGCCAGCCCGGAGGAGCAGGUGCGCCAGCUGGCGGAGCGGCUGUCCGCCACCAACGCCAAGCUGUGCGACAGCCGCAGCCAGUGCGCGCAGCUGCGCAGGGACCUGCAGCUGGCGCAGCGCGCGCUCGCCAACGAGGUCCUAGAUGAGUGUGUUUGGCAGGUGGGGGAGGCGGUGGCAGUGUCUCAGCUGGGGUCGUUCCGCGGGCGCGCGCAGCAGAUCCUGCAGCUGCAGCGGCGCGUGGCGGAGCUCCAGGACAGGCUGUCUCAGCAGCAGCAGCAGCAGCCGGGGCAGGCCGCCUCCAGCAGCGGAGACCACGGCGUCAGCCCGGCGCAGAGCCAGCUACUGCAGCAGAUGGAAAAGGAACGGCGGGCGGCGCACGAGCAGACGGUGACGUCGCUGCGCGAGACGCAGCUCCAGCUGGAGGACUCCAGGAGGCGGCUGGAGGGGCAGCGCGCCCGCACCAAGGUGCUGGAGGCGGAGCUGCGCGACCUCAAGCAGAAGAUGACAGUACUGCUGGAGAAAGGCGAGCACGACAACCAGCUGGUGGCGGCGCUGACAGCGCAGCUGCGGUCAGCAGAGGAGGCAGCGGAGGACAAGCGGGCGCUGCUGUCGGUGGAGGCUGAGCGCAUGCGCGAGCGCGGCAGGCAGUUGGAGGACGACCUAGCAGCGCUCAGGGCGCAGCUGGCCACGCAGACGGCGCAGCUGGCGCAGAAGGACAGGCUGGUCGAGCAGCUGCAGCUGCGCCUGGACCAGCUGGACCAGCCCAAAAUGGCAUCGUCGAAGUCAUUAACAGAUGACGAGUUGGAAAGAGUAGUGAAUGAUCCUGCGUUUUUGAAAUAUGAUGAGGAGAGCACAGCAGAUACGGAUGAAUUUGUACUAAGUGAUCAUGAUUCCACCUCUAAAGUUACAUCAGAAAGUAGUUGUGAAGAGUCAGAUGAACAGGCGGUGGAGGGCAGCGUGUGCGGCAGCCCUCGCAGCGCGCCCUCGGAGUGCGGCUCGGGCAGCUACGCGCCGGCGCUGCAGGCGGCCGAGGCGGAGCGCCGCCGCCUGCUGGAGCUGGUGGCCGUGCUGCACACGCGCAUGGACGAGCGCGAGCAGGCAGCCGCGCAGGCCGACGCCCGCUGGCGCCAGGAGCGCGCGCGCGCCGCCCAGCUGCAGACCAAGCUGGAGUUGCUGCAGGAGGAGGUGGCGCUGCUGCGCACCAGGGUGGACGUGCUGCGCAGGGAGAAGGAGGACGACCGCGCCAAAUACCUGUCGCUGCUGCAGCGCUCCUGGGACCAGGAGCAGCGAAGUGAAGUAGCACCAUCGAGCAGCUACAGCCAUAGCCCUGGGCCGCAGCGGCGCAGCAGUGUGCAACAGCAGUCUGUCAGCGGCAGCGUGCUGCAGCAGCCAGUCAGCAGCAGCAGCAGCAGCAGCGGCAGCAGCAGUGUGAGCAGCAGCCGUGGCAGCAGGCGCAGCAGUGUGCCCCGCAGAGCUCGCAGCCAGGCGCCGCCUCCCCGCUGA
This is a messenger RNA of Schistocerca cancellata (South American locust), 2028 nucleotides long. Its product is annotated as coiled-coil domain-containing protein 13-like. NCBI's taxonomy places the organism in Eukaryota, Metazoa, Arthropoda, Insecta, Orthoptera, Acrididae. The record is from RefSeq and is a predicted model, not a curated record. Gene Ontology annotation, biological process: cytoplasmic microtubule organization; non-motile cilium assembly. The transcript is spliced from 11 exons. The coding region runs from base 1 to 2028 and encodes 675 amino acids. Gene Ontology annotation, cellular component: centriolar satellite.